Rotaria sp. Silwood2 is the source of this 1119-nucleotide messenger RNA. The record is from the annotation of a GenBank genome assembly. NCBI's taxonomy places the organism in Eukaryota, Metazoa, Rotifera, Eurotatoria, Philodinida, Philodinidae.
AUGGAUGUUGUCGGAUAUGCUGAUCCAUAUUUUAUAGCAAAAAUUGAUGAUCAAAUAUCAUUUACAUCAUCUAUUUUAUCGAAUACGACAACACCUAAAUGGAAUGAUGAAAAAUGGAUUGUUCGUAACAUUCCUUUGAAUGCCAAACUGACAGUUAAAAUCUAUGAUAAAGAUGAUGAAAAAAUUCUUGAUGAUUAUAUUGGUGAAUUUGAGGUUCUUAAUUUAAUUAAUUAUCAUCCACCACCAAAAGGUCAUGAAAUAAUUGGUCCAUUGAAUUAUCAUAGUGGUUAUUUUCAUUUAUCCAUUCAUUCAAUGAAAUCAUCAGAAGAUACAAAACAUCUACCUCCUUAUACAUUCGAUGGUCCUUGUCGAUAUUCUCGUCAUGAUUCAUUUGCUAUUGGUCGUUUAACUAUGCUUAAUACUAAUUGUGUUUAUUCAACAUGGAAAAUACAUUUACGUAGAAUUUCACUUUUUUUUAAACCUCAUGAACGACAACAUUGGAAUACAAAAUACAAAGCAGCACAAACUAUAUUUGGUAAUUAUCCUGCUUCAUUAGCAUCACUUACUACAAUUAAAUUAGCACAUAAAGCACUUUAUGGUCAAACAUUAAAACAUCAUGAAAAGGGACAAUUAACGAAUGCUGAUGAUCUUUGGAAAUUUGUUUUUUCAAAUCGAACAACACAACGUAUUAAACCAUGUAUUUAUACAUAUAUUAUUGAUGAUAAUACAUGGCGUUUUAGUGAAACAGAUGUUCAACUUUUUGCUGAUUUAGCAAGUAAACAUGCGUUAUUAGCUAAUGGAUCAGAAUAUGUUCGUUAUGCUGGAGAAUUUCAUACACGUCCAAAAUAUGGAUGGGAUAGAUGUGAUGAUGAAUGGGAAUUAGUAUUCGAUAAUGGAUCGGGUACUUAUGCUCCUAAUCUUGAUCUAUUAAUUAAUUUAAAAGAAUUAUUAUUAUUCAAUUUUCCUGGAUUAAAUAUUGUUACACAUGAUUAUAAAGAUUCAAGAUUGAAAGAAAGUGUGACAGAAUUAAAACAUGCAAUAGAAGAAUAUAAAAAUAGUGCAACAACAGUUGAGCAGGCUGCUGUGACUGAUGAACAUUUAGAUUCCCAGAAAAUCUGA